AUGGUUGAGACGAGUGCUGCAGCUGCCCAAGCUGAGAAGAAACAGAAGACGGACCAAACGGUCGCAGUCACCAAAUGCCUGCUGUUGCAGUAUGAGUAUGUGGAUGGCAUUCUUGAGAAGCGAGCUCCACACCGAGCCGGACAUUUGGCACACUGGCAGAGACUAGCGGAUGCAGAUCAGGUGUUGCUGGGAGGAGCUUUCGACCCUCCUUCAGGUGCAAUGAUCGUGCUGCGAGGGAUCGACCGGGACGAGGUAGAGGCUUUGGUCAAGGAUGAUCCUUACUUCACGAACGGAUUGGUCCCCUCCUACGUCAUUCGUGAUUGGAACGUCGUGCUGGGAUCUGCCCUGCGAUGCUCAAGCUUGGCGGUGCAAGGCCCAACCCUCCAGGCGAUGACGGACCUCAAGAUCGGUCACCCGGCUCCCAAGCUGUCCAGGGCACGCACCAUGGAGCUGUAUGAACGAAACUCUUGGCUCACGCGGUCAACUUCGGACACAUCGGUCACGAUGCGCCUCGAUGGACCGCAUCCUUUACGGAUGGCGCGCAUGGCUUCGACACACUUCCAGCAGGGCAGGGCUACUGAAGAGACUCCAGACCAGCGCUGGUUCAAGACCACUGCCACCUCCUUCGCAAAGUAUGGCAUCUACCCGGGCCAGGGCUUGAAGGGGAUGUACAUGCGUGAUCCUCAUACAGGCGUGUGGUUUAAGGUGCGCUGCAGCAAGGGAAGCCUGCCCACUCAGCUGCCAGAGCUCGGUGGAUGCAGCGACAGGUUCUCGAAUGCAGCGCUUGCUGCGCCUGGAACCGAAGACGAAGACCAAAGACUACAAAGCUACAAGCGAAAGUUUGAAGUGAACACCUCGGGCAUCACUGAAGUCUUCUCCCGCUGCAAGCAUGCCAUGCCGAUUAGUGUUGCUGGCUCUGUGUUCAAUGUUGGUGGUGGCCUCAUGAAGUCAAACCUGCAGUGCCUGAGCCUCUGUUUCGCCGAGGUCGAGGGCUACACUGAUGCAUCGGAGAUUCUUCUGGAGAUGGAGCGUGCUCAGACCUUCGGCUCGGAAUACUUGAAGCAGAAGCAAAGCGAGGCCUUUGUUGCAACGAAGGCUGCAAGCCUGUUGCAGGUCAACAAAGGCCCUUCAGCAAGCCACGGGCAAGCCGGUGAGGCUCGGCACAACCGCUUCAACCCUUUCAAGCCAGAUCCAGCCCUUAUGCGAUCGACAAGUCCAGAGCUGAUCGAAGAUGAGGACGACUGA
This is a messenger RNA of Symbiodinium sp. CCMP2592, 1245 nucleotides long. The record is from the annotation of a GenBank genome assembly. NCBI's taxonomy places the organism in Eukaryota, Dinophyceae, Suessiales, Symbiodiniaceae.